CCAUGCCUCGUCGGCCGGCCUCGUGCGAAAAUCUCGUAUCAGCGGAAUGGCGAUGUUUCAUGCCCGGACUUUCGGCCAAGGUGUGAAGGAUAAUCUGCUAGUACUUUCAACAGUUUUCACUUUAUUUGCCGGUUUAUCAUGCUCGGAACCUUUUUCGGACGGGUGGUUUCCCUUAGAAGAUGUGGUUACACCAUAUGAACAUGGCAAGCACGGCUCCCCUCGCUCUCAUCGACAGAUACGAGAAUGUCAACCAGUCAUAUACGGCAACGUGACUCAUCACAUGCAAAAAUCACACAACUCGGAGCAGAAUGGAAAAGUCCCUUACCCUGUAACUGAUUUGAAGUAUUUUUAUGAUGACCUCCCGCUUGGUGAGCGAGCCCCUGGGCACAUAGUUUGGGUGAAGAAUCCCGCUAGGACAGUCUCUGUCCUGGAGCCAUAUGACACUGGUGGUUGCACCAACCUCCAUAGGGCCACUGUCGCAGCCUCUGCUAAGCAGGAGAAUUGUAUGGUUGCUGUCAAUGCAGGAUUUUUCAACACCAGAACUGGGGAUUGCUAUGGAAAUGUGGUGACCAAUGGAAAACUGGUCCAAUCAAGUGGCUUGCAGAAUGCACAUUUUGGUAUCCGGGCUGAUGGGUCAAUUGUUUUUGGGUAUUUAUCAGAAGAGGAUGUAUUACAGAAGGAAAAUCCAUUCAUACAGCUUGUGGGAGGAGUUGGUUGGUUGCUAAGAGAUGGUCAAAUAUACGUGGAAGAGAGUAGGAAUGCAGAAUGCGAAGAUGUAGAGGAAUCAGGUACUGUUGACCAAUUCUUCAACAUGUUAUCAGCGAGAGUGGCCGUCGGCAGUGAUGAUGAAGGUCAUUUGGUACUUGCAGUGAUAGAUGGACAGAGCAAAGUCAGGGGGCUGUCAUUGUCAUCCUUUGCAUCAUGGCUUCUAUCUCAUGGAGUAAAGAAUGCUAUCAACCUUGAUGGUGGAGGAUCAGCUACCUUUGUGAUCAAUGGUACAGUAGCUAACAAUCCAUCAGAUCAUUGCCGAAACUCUGCCUACCGAUGUCCUAGACAAGUUUCUACCAUUGUCUGUGUUCAUGAGCCAAGAUGUGAUCCAAGAGAUUGUAAUAACCAUGGCGACUGUAUCCAGGGAGUGUGUCAUUGCCAUGCCAACUGGCAUGGUGUGUCAUGUGACCUGCUACAAUGUGGAGACCACAACUGCAGUGAGAAAGGCAUUUGUUCUGGAGAUGGAUGUCGUUGUGAUAAGGGCUACUUUCCCCCGGAUUGCUCAAUGACUUGCCCUAGUGGUUGGUAUGGUCAAGAUUGUAGCCGUCAUUGUGAAUGUGUUCAUGGUGGAUUGUGUGAUCCAAUCAAUGGAGAUUGCAGAUGUCUUCCCGGCUACACGGGAAAAUACUGUCAAGAGAUUUGCCCCAUUGGAUAUUAUGGACCUGGAUGCAAUGAAGAAUGUCAAUGCAGUGAUGAUCUUUGUCCCUGUCACCAUAUAACAGGAUCAUGUAUGCUUCCACACAAUGACUCAUACUAUGGUAGUAUUCUUAAAGUUGGGGAGUGUCUUGCCAGGAGAAUCAUCCGAGAUGAAGCUCUGGUUCCGUACAAUCCUCUCUUGGAAGACCAACUCACCGUGCUCCUCAUUAUAGCGGUUGCCGUGGCAAUCGUCAGCAUCCUGUGCAAUAUCAUCUGCCUCUGUUUUCGCUGCUCCUGCAAGUGCACCUCCUUGUCAUGCGAGAAUGGGUACAGCAUCCCAAAGAAACACGUCUACCAUCAGCUGGACAGUGCAGACUACACAGAGGAAGAUGAAAACCUCUGACCCUUGUGUGACCUUUGACUUGUACAUCCAUCUCCAGUACUUUUGUGUAAUCAGAUUAUUUAUAUGACUUUACAGAUAUAUUGGUAUUGUAUUGAAAUAUUUUUAAUUUCAGGUCUGCUUUGCAGCAUGGGUAUUAAAUGUUAAGUUUCAUGUAUUUGUUUUUUUUAUGUGUUUUACUGACAGUAUUUGUGGAAAUGAUACUGCUGAAGCAGGUGCUCUACUAAUUAUUUGUUAAGGGAAAAUAGAAUCCUUGUAUUUCAAAACUGAUUUAUUUUCAGAAAAAAAUCAGUAAAUUAUGAUUGACAAGUGACAUAUUGUGAUAUUUACCUGCAUUCUGCAGUGUAUAUACAUAUUGGAAAAUGUUUUUAGAAGAUUUUCACUAUUUGCAACUGCUGCAUUACAUAAGGUUUGCAUAUAUUACCAAUGAACAUCGAAUUUGAUGUUAAGAAUACUGAAGAACAUUAAAUGAAUAGUUCUCUGUAUAAAUUAUUAUUUGAAAUAAUAUCAUGCAUUGGGAGGGGGCAAGAACAGAUAUCAACUUGUCUUAUUUUUUGAUAAAUGGAAGCUGCUUGGUAGAUGUCUUGCCGUAUUGUCAUAUAUUGAACAAAACAGGUUAUGAAGUCAGUUCGUGCAGUAACUAACAUGCACCUAAUAUAUUUUUGCACAAAAUUACUAUUUUUUUUUCUGUUUCUUUUAUACCUCAUGGCACUAUUACAUGUUCAUUGUGGUAUGUGUUAUAUACGACAAAGUUGGUACUAAUUUGUUUCUUUCUCUCAAUAUGUACCCCAUUAUGACAUAGUACUUUUAGCAUGUUAUUUUUAUGAAUAUUGGUACUAUUUUAGUUUUAUAUACCUCCGCCCACAGGAGGCAAUGUAUUUCCAGGUCAUUUCUCUACCUGUCCCAUGUAUACAUAUAGGAGUGACAAUUAUGAGUAAAUUGGGGUCUCAAGGUCAAAGGUGACAGUGGUCUUCGUAUACCUGAAAAAGGUAUUGAUCUCAGGAUAAGUAAAGAGCUGUUCAAGGGGUCAAAUCCAGAAUUUGCUCAUGUAUCAGUCUAUACAUGUGAGUGAUGAUGAUCUGAGUAGAUAUUGGGUCACAAGGUCAAAAGGUCACAGAGGUCAUUAUAUACCUGAUAACUAAAGAAUCAUUUGAGGGAUCAUCUUUUGAUAUACAGUAGCUAAUAUAUUUAUAAAAUUAUGGGAGCAAAGAUGAUUUAUGUUGCAGAUUUAAAGGUCAAAAGUCACAGAGGUCAACCAUUUCUUUUUGUCGCAAUAACUUGUAGGCCCUACAUCCUCAGUUCAUGUAUGUUGAGUUUGAAAUAUACAUGUACAUGUAUUUCUAAUGUGGCGAUGUGAUACAUUUUUACUGCAUGCAUUCUAUCUACCUGGUGGGUGUUUCAUAAAGCUGUUAGUAAAGUUACCCAUGACUUGGAAAAUGUUCUUGGGUCAUAAAUCAAUUACAUAUAGGGCUAUCGCAUAACGCAAGAAAGGAUCACCAGUUGUGCAUAAAGUCAUUCGUAUAUUACAAAUAGCUUUAUGAAACACCCACCUGGUAUCUUUUGCUAUGUUAUAGAAAAUUGUGUUACUAAAAAAUAUGCAGUACUAGUGGCUUUGUGAAGUAUAUUUAUGUUAUUUUCAGGAUUUUUCUUGGGUAGAGCUUGGUUUCUUCAUCAGAGGUAUUAUGUGUGUUGCUGUAAUUGUAUCCCUUUUCCAUCAGGGUGGAGCUGUAUUGGAAUACCCAUAGUAUCUAGGUCGGGUCAUUGACCUGUGCGCACCAUUCCAGAGACUUUAUUAUACUUCAUUAUCAGGUGUGUUACCAGGAGAGGAUGCAUUAACAAAUGUACAAUAUUUGAUAUUUUCUGUGAAUAUGGGAUUUUUAUGUUAAAUUUACAAAAAUCAUGCAAUUUGAUCAAUCUGUUUAUAUUUGCUUGCUUUUUAAAAAUAGCAUGGGAGACCUCUGUGUUACCCAUUAGAAUAAUACUGGAGUAUAAUUCACAUUGCUGACUGUUACCAAACUUUAAGGCUUUAAGUCUAAGCUUGGUUUAGCUGUCAGAAUACCACCCUUUGGGUUUGGGGUUGAUAUGUGUAAUGGGGAAAGCAGUCCGUAGUCCAAUCAAGAUCAAACAACUGGAUGUAGGUCAUAAAUAGGUUCGCUCUUAACCCACCUCCAGUAGAUUUGCUGCAUUUUUUUUCCUUGUAAGCUCUGCUUUUGUGUAACCUUUUGAGGGAAUAGACAAUGUUGGUCAAACAGAAGUCUUAGAGACAUCUAAAUAGAUUCCCCUUAUGAGCAAAUGCUUUGUUGAAUUUGAGUCUUCCAUUAUGAAAUUCCAAUUGUGUAUUUAUCUUCAUAUCUAAUUUUGCAUGCUUGCCCCAAAAUUUGGUCACUUUGGCAAUGUGUAUGUGUUUGUUAUUUGCAAUGAUUUAUAUAAAUGGUGUAGGUAUAUGUUGUUUUUUAUAUCAUGUUUUAAUCAGUUAUGGUAAUGGUUAUACCAUUUUGUAUAACAGUG
Messenger RNA from Lytechinus variegatus (green sea urchin), 4312 nucleotides. Its product is annotated as N-acetylglucosamine-1-phosphodiester alpha-N-acetylglucosaminidase-like. The record is from RefSeq and is a predicted model, not a curated record. The transcript has 9 exons. Lineage: Eukaryota; Metazoa; Echinodermata; Echinoidea; Temnopleuroida; Toxopneustidae. The coding region runs from base 47 to 1807 and encodes 586 amino acids.